AUGUCCAGGCUGAUGGAGGUAAGUCGAAAAAUUGAUCAUUUGUUAUUGGUUAGUAGUGUUUGUCUAGUGAAGAUCUAUUUUUCUUGUUAUCUUCAAUCUCCAGUUGUAAGAUUUCAGGUUUGAAGUGUUUUUCUAAAAUGUUGGUGGAGAGAUGGUGGUCACGUCAGACACUGUAUCAAGGGGUUCUGAUUUGAGCCCCCACUGUUCCAUCACUUGAUUUCCUUUGACAAGAAAAAUAUAUUUUUAGAUUACCUACACCCCCCCCCCCUCCCCCCCCAACACACACACACACAUGCACAGGUCUUUAAUUUUGUGCUAAAAUGGCAACAUACUGGUGGGCAAUGCUGUGAUGGACUAGCAUUCCAUGCAGGGAGGGGCGGUAGGGUGGUGGGUGGAGUUGUAAUAUUCACUCCAUGGUGCUUCCAACCAAGAUAAGCUCUCACUGUGCAGGCCCUCUCGCUUGUUUUCAGUACCUCUCCCAUCCAUGGGGGGAGGGGGGGAGUUGUAAUAUUCACCCCAUGGUGCUUCGUGGUUCUUCCAACCAAGAUAAGCUCUCACUGUGCAGGCCCUCUCGCUUGUUUUAAGUACCUCUCCCAUCCAUGGGGGGAGGGGGGAGAGUUGUAAUAUUCACUCCAUGGUGCUUCAUGGUGCUUCCAACCAAGAUAAGCUCUCACUGUGCAGGCCCUCUGGCUUGUUUUCAGUACCUCUUCCAUCCAUGGGGGGAGGGGGUGGAGUUGUAAUAUUCACUCCAUGGUGCUUCAUGGUGCUUCUAACCAAGAAAAGCUCUCACUGUGCAGGCCCUCAGGCUUGUUUUCAGUACCUCUUCCAUCCAUGGGGGGAGGGGGUGGAGUUGUAAUGUUCACCCCAUAGUGCUUCCAGCCAAGAUAAGCUCUCACUGUGCAGGCCCUCUGGCUUGUUUUCAGUACCUCUUCCAUCCAUGGGGGGAGGGGGUGGAGUUGUAAUGUUCACUCCAUGGUGCUUCAUGGUGCUUCCAACCAAGAUAAGUUCUCACUGUGCAGGCCCUCUCGCUUGUUUUAAGUACCUCUCCCAUCCAUGGGGGGAGGGGGGGGAGAGUUGUAAUAUUCACUCCAUGGUGCUUCAUGGUGCUUCCAACCAAGAUAAGCUCUCACUGUGCAGGCCCUCUGGCUUGUUUUCAGUACCUCUUCCAUCCAUGGGGGGAGGGGGUGGAGUUGUAAUAUUCACUCCAUGGUGCUUCAUGGUGCUUCUAACCAAGAAAAGCUCUCACUGUGCAGGCCCUCUGGCUUGUUUUCAGUACCUCUUCCAUCCAUGGGGGGAGGGGGUGGAGUGGUAAUGUUCACCCCAUAGUGCUUCCAGCCAAGAUAAGCUCUCACUGUGCAGGCCCUCUGGCUUGUUUUCAGUACCUCUUCCAUCCAUGGGGGGAGGGGGUGGAGUUGUAAUGUUCACUCCAUGGUGCUUCAUGGUGCUUCCAACCAAGAUAAGUUCUCACUGUGCAGGCCCUCUGGCUUGUUUUAAGUACCUCUCCCAUCCAUGGGGGGAGGGGGUGGAGUUGUAAUAUUCACUCCAUGGUGCUUCAUGGUGCUUCCAACCAAGAUACGCUCUCACUGUGUAGGCCCUCAGGCUUGUUUUCAGUACCUCUCCCAUCCAUGGGAGGAAGGGAUAGAGUUGUAAUAUUCACCCCAUGGUGCUUCAUGGUGCUUCCAACCAACAGGGCUCGAAAUUGCGACUGAUACGGUCGCCAAUGCGACUAACAUUUUCUUCUUGGCAACUAAAAAUUCUAGUUUAGUCGCCAAAGUGGCGACCAGAUUCCUCUAUGAUUUAGAUUUAAAUUAAAAGAGUAAAGUUAAAACAAACAUUUCAUCUUAUCCUGCUUUGCUUUCAUCAUAAAAAUGUGCCAAAUCGCAUAAACAGAGCCAGUUUACCUCCAAAUUUAUACCAACUUCUAUCCACAUUAUUUUCAAAUCUGAUGGAUCGCACCAUACUAUGCAGGGCUUCUGAUAGGUCGCGGAAAAAAAGUCAAUUUCGCGGGAUUUUCAGAGGCAAAUUCGCGGAAAAAUCGACCAAUUUCGCAGGAAUUUUCGGGGUCAAACUUAGCCGAAAAUCAAUCGGUCAAAAAAGGCUGAUUUUGUGGUUAUUUUCAGGGAAAACUUUGUUAGAGAUCGAUCAGACCAGACCAGCGUUUUUAAUGUUUUUCUAACAGAGGUCAUCAUUUGCUCUUUCAACAACAAUACGCUCCAGAACUGAACCAAUGGCAAGGCCUUUAACAUCAUGGCUAGUUCCCAGUUUUUCGCAACAUAAUCUACGCCUGGUAGUUUCGGAGCUUCGGGACGAUGUUUGCACGUUUCAGUGACGAAGUUUUAAGAUACAUUUACAAGUUUACUGCAAGUAAAUAGCCCCAAUAGCUGAAAAAAGUUUCAAAUAUGUCGUACAGACAUUGAUAAGAUUUCUACCGAAUUUCAGGGUAUUUUGCGUGUUUUUGUGAAUCUCGCGGCAUGAAACAUCAGAAGCCCUGACUAUGAGCUGCGUCAUUAAAUGUAAAUUUUACAUUAUACAAACUGGCGACUAAAAAUUUACAUCUGGCGACUAUAUUUCUCCAGUUGGUCCACCUGAGGAUUUUUUUAAUUUCAAGCCCCGACCAAGAUAAGCUCUUAGUGUGCAGACCCUCUUGCUUGUGGUUAGUACCUCUCCCAUCCAUGGGGGGAGGGGGUGGAGUUGUCAUAUUCACUCCAUGGUGCUUCAUGGCACUUCCAACCAAGAUAAGCUCUUAGUGUGCAGACCCUCUUGCUUGUGGUUAGUACCUCUCCCAUCCAUGGGGGGAGGGGGUGGAGUUGUAAUAUUCAUUCCAUGGUGCUUCAUGGUUCUUCCAACCAAGAUAAGCUCUCACUGUGCAGACCCUCUAGCUUGUUUGAAGUACCUCUCCCAUCCAUGGGGGGAGGGGGUGGAGUUGUAAUAUUCACUCCUUGGUGCUUCAGGUGCUUCAGGUGCUUCAGGUGUUUCAGGUGUUUCCUAUGAAUGGUUCUCCUCCUAUUUAGAUGAUGGUACUCAGAAACGCAUUUUCAAUGGUUCCCUUUCCGAAUCUUGCACCCUCAAAUUUUCCAGGGAUCAAUAUUAGGGCCUCUAUUUUUUGGCUAUAUAUCAAUGACUUGCCCAAUAAUUAUUGUCUGUCUUACUCUGACCCAAGAAUGUAUGUAGAUGAUACCCAUUUGACUUAUUGGAGUGGUAAUAUCCACUCCAUUCAGUCUUCCCUAAAUGAAGACUUGCUGAACAUAAGUUGCUGGUUACUGCAAAUAAAUUACAGUGAAACCUGUAUUAAGUGGAUACCAUAUUAAGCGGACACCCUCUAUUAAGCGGACAGUAGCCGAAGCCCCCAAAUUUAUUUCCCUUCUUUACUUUAAAUGAAACCUUCAUUAAGCGGACGCAGACACCUAAAAAGUACCUGAAAUGGUCUAUUGUUGCCAACCUGUAUUUUAAAAACGGACACUUGUAAUUAAAUUCCACCACCCAACAUGCCAGACACUGGAAAAGUGAAAGAUUGCCUCGAAUUGCCACCCAAAAAUUUUUCGAUUUUUACAUUAAAAAACGUGACUUGACAAGCUUAUUUGAUUAGUUUCAAAGUACAGGAUUGUUUUCUAUUUGGUUUUGUUUGUAUAGAGUUUGUUUCGCUCAUCUGAUUUCUCCAAAUUUGAGUUGCAAUCCAUGUUUAUGGUACUAUGAUUAAUUGGUUCACUUUGAUAAAGAAAUUAAUGCAAACGUCUAUCGUCAUAGUCUCUGGGAGUAUUAUAAACGCUUCCACUGUUCAUUUGAAUGGCAUUUGACACCUCACAUGACGUUAUCUUUUAAAAACUGUAUUAGGCGGACACCCUGUAUUAAGCGGACACUACAGCAUUCCCCGAGGGUAUCCGCUUACUACAGGUUUCACUGUAACACUAAACAUGACUAAAAGUGAGUUCAUGUUAAUCGGCUCAAGACGGCAAAAGCUUAAUAAUCUACCUUCUCUGCCUUCCUUAAAUGUAAAUAACAUUCCUAUCAAACAUUCUCAAUGCUUUAAGUCUUUUGGUGUGCUUAUUGACAAAAAUCUCACAUGGGAAAACCAUGAUGAUGCUUUAUCUAAGGAAAUUGCAUAUCUCGGUAAUCAGGAUUGUAAGUUACAUAAGUGAACGGCAUGUGCUGUACAUCUACCUGACCUGUGAAUAAACAAGUUUUGGCCUUUACGUUAUUCCUUCGCAACUCAUCUCAUCGAUCCUGUGUACCAUGAUUGUUCGAUGAAGAAACAGCCUAUCAGCACUGCUGUUGUUUUAGAAUUUCGUGAAUUAUUAUAAUGAAUUACAAAAUGGUAUUGAAACCUUAGCGAGUUAUAUGAAUGUAAGCAUAUUUGUCAUCGUGAUCGGGUCAUUUUUUAUAUUACGCUCUGAGGGUUUCAUAAUGCCAGCAAGUCUAAGUCAUUGACUUUAAUAAGAAAGAAUUCAUAUGUUCAACUGUUCUACAAACUGUCUUUGUCCUAUUCUCAUCGUAACUAACGGCAGCAUUUCCCUUCUCAAUGAGAACUUCUAGUAUAGAAAUAGCUUUUGCCACAGCGGGGCUGUUCUGUGGAACAAUUUGCCCACUGAUGUAAGACAAGCAAAAUCUUUACUUGCUUUUGGAAACUGGUAACUUCUAGCUGGAACACAGCAUUCAUGAAAAACAGGCCUUAAUUUUAUAAAUUAAUUUUAUUUAUUUGUUUAUUUCAACAUUCAUUUGGAAGUGCUAUUACUGUUUACCAGUAGUCAAUAGUUUGUAACUUUUAGGAUAUUGUGUGUAAUUAGUAAAAUCCGACCACUGGUCUAUUAUUGAUGCUGUGUUCUGAUUGGUUGAGCUACUACUAGGCUAUAUGUUAUAGCCCCCUAGUAGUGAAACGUGCCGGCUUUUUGGCAGCAAAAAAGGAUUAAAGUCUAGCUUUAACUAGCUUUAGUUGUUUUGUCUCGAUAUUUGUGACCAACUAGUUGGAUUUUACUAAAACAAUUAUUCCUCUCUUCCUAAUGGCCUCUGAGUCAAUAGCCCAUACGGUGUUGGACCUCAUGGGCUAUUGACUCAGAGCCCAUUCGGGCUCGAGGAAUAAUAUAUUGUUAAUUAGCCUGAUGUUUUUACCAUGUAUAAAUAAACAUGAUGAUGAUGAUGAUGAUGAUGAUGAUGAUGAUGAUGAUGGUGGUGAUGAUGAUAAGCUGUCAUGGUGCAGGCCCUCUUUUAAGUACCUCUCCCAUCCAUGGGGGGAGGAGUGGAGUUGUAAUAUUCACUCCAUGGUGCUUCAUGGUGCUUCCAAUCAAGAUAAGCUCUCACUGUGCAGGUCCUCUCCCUUGUUUUUAAGUACCUCUUCUAUCCAUGGGGGGAAGGGCUGGAGUUGUAAUAUUCACCCCAUGGUGCUUCAUGGUGCUUCCAACCAAGAUAAGCUCUCACUGUGCAGGCCCUCUCACUUAUUUUAAGUAUCUUUACCAUCCAUGGGGGGAGGGGGUGGAGUUGUAAUAUUCACCCCAUAGUGCUUCCAACCAAGAUAAGCUCUCACUGUGCAGGCCCUCUCGCUUGUUUUAAGUACCUCUCCCAUCCAUGGGGGGAGGGGGUGCAGUUGUAAUAUUCACCCCAGUGCUUCAUGGUGCUUCUAACCAAGAUAAGCUCUCACUGUGCAGGCCCUCUUGGCUGUUUUAAUUACCUUUCCUAUCCAUGGGGGAGGGGGUGGAGUUCAAAUAUUCACCCCUUGGUGCUUCAUGGUGCUUCCAACCAACAUAAGCUCUCACUGUGCAGGCCCUCUCGCUUGUUUUAAGUACCUCUCCCAUCCAUUGGGGGGAGGGGUUCAGGAGUUUUUAUGUUUACUCCUUGGUGCUUUAUGCUUCCCCCAUCAAGAUACUGUAAUCUCUUGCUGUGCAGUCCCUCUGGCUUGUACCUCUUUUGGAAUGUUGAGUUAGUGAACCACUAAGCUUACAGAUCCUUUCAGUCACAAGAAAUUAAAUGGAUAAAUAAUACACAUGUAUGUCAAUGAUCCUCACCUCUCAGUGUGGUACUCAGUCUAAGCAGAUGCUAAAAAGUAAGGAAAGUUUCUCAUCUCAGUCAAAUUUACCCAAAAGACAAUUCUCAAGUCUUCUAACUUAUAUGUAAUUACGGUUUUGUAUGAACUUAGUAACGCAUCUUUUAAGGAAAACCUCUAGUAAAUUUAUAAUGUUUCUCUUUUUUCAGGAUUUGACGUCCUUUCCUAGCACAGCCUCUACAUCACAGGAAGACCAUGAAAGCAAUUCAGAAUCCAUUUCCGUCCGGACUUUGAGGGUAACUCUGUUAAGCAGUGAAUGGAGAUCAACAAAAGGAGGCUUGUCAACUAUCAACCGAGAGCUGGCCAUUCAGUUGGCAAAACACCCCAGCGUGGAGGUCAGUGUUUAUCUCCCUCAGUGUUGUGAAGAGGAUAAACAAGUUGCUAGAGAUCACAAUGUCCGCCUCAUUAAAGCAAGAGAAAUGCCAGGUCUAGAACCAAAUUUCUGGUUGUCUUGUCUGCCAGAAGACCAUGCUGUGGACUGUGUGAUAGGACAUGGGGCUGUUCUUGGUCGGCAAGUUCAGUUUAUCAAGCGAACUCAUCCUUUCUGCAAGUGGAUUCAGGUUGUUCAUACCGCUCCAGAAGAACUUGGAAUGUACAAAGGAUAUGAAGAACGCAUUUCUCAAGGUGAAGAGAAACACCAAGUGGAGGUUGAACUCUGUAAAUUGGCUGAUCAAGUUGUAGCUGUUGGACCCAAGCUGGCUGAAGCUUUUUCAGGUUAUCUUCGUCCUUUUGGAAAGGAUCAAGAUGUUCUCAAUCUUACCCCAGGCAUUUUCUCUGAGUUUGCUGAUGUAAAGCAAGCCUCUCAAGAACUAAGUUCAUUUAGUGUUUUAGUGUUUGGACGUGGUGACAGUGAAGAUUUUCAGCUGAAAGGAUAUGAUAUCGCUGCCCAAGCCAUUGCUGAGUUGAAAGACAUAACCUACAAACUUGUGUUUGUUGGAGCAACACGGGGAGAAGAAGAGAAAGUAGCAGACUUGCUACUUAAGUAUGGCAUUGAUCGCAGUCAACUCAGGGUGCGGCGUUUUAAUGAAAGCAGAGAGAAGUUAGCCCAAUUGUUUUGUGAAGUAGAUCUUGCUAUAAUGCCAUCACGAACUGAGGGAUUCGGUCUAGCUGCCCUUGAGGCUUUAUCAGCUGGUCUGCCCGUGCUGGUUAGUGGGAACUCUGGUCUUGGCGAAGCUUUGAAGAAAGUUUCGUUUGGUUCAAACUGCGUCGUGAAGUCGGAAAAUCCAAAAGAUUGGGCCAGUGCAAUCAGAAUUGUCCGUGAAAAAGACAGAGAGAUGCGACUUGACGAGUGUAAAACCCUACGUGAAAAAUACGCUGCGAAGCACAACUGGCGAGAUGACUGUAAUAGACUUGUGGAACGAAUGCUAAACAUUUCUGGAGGUAACAUGUUCACAGUGUUAUUUAAGUUGGUCUUUAUGUUUUAGAAUACUGACGUUAGGAACUGCACAUGUUGAUGUACGAGUUACGCAGCUACAACAACCAUUAGUGAAAAGCUGAGUAAUACAAUGAAUUUACAUUCAUUCAAACUUCAUCACCAUUUUUCCAACUCGCACAAUUUGUUAAAGGCAUGCGAAUAUUUCUGGACUUGAAUUUUGUAAAAACAGGAACGAAAAUUUUCUGUUCUGUGUUCUUUGUAAAAGUUUGAUUAGUAAACGGCAAAGAAAUGUACAAAAUCUUUUGUCAUCCUGGCGGUUGCCUAAUACAUGGUUCCCAAACAAUCGUCCAGAUUCUCUUAAUUAAUCGCUGCUAAUUUUUUGGGCAAGUCGUUCCGGACGAUUACUAAAAGGACGUAGCCUGAAAACAAAAAACUUCAGUUUUGUCCAAGGUUGAGUUGUUUGAAACAUGUUUAACUGUAAUCCUACGAAGUUACGCAAACUCAUACAACAACCAGUAGUGAAAUCCUGAGUAAGAAAAUGAAUUCGCGUUCAUGUAAACUUCAUCGCAAUUUUUCUAGUCCGGAUCAUCAUAAUCGCCCUAAGUUUUUGGACUAAAUUGCUUCGGACAAUUGUUCAAGGUUGAGUUAUGGGAGGCAGCGUGGCCGAGUGGUUAGAGCGCUGGACUUGUAAUCCGGAAGCCCCGAGUUCAAGUCCCGCCCUGACCGCUAGCUGGAUUUGUUCACUGUAGUCCCGAGUUCAAAUCCUGGACCACGCUUGUAAACAGCCAACUGGUUUGCCUCCGGUCAGUUAGGAUUCUUAACCCUAUUAUGUUUAUUUGAAUUAUUUAUUUCACUCAUUUGCUCGGCCCCGCUAGCGUAAGUGCUAUAAAUACUGCCGAGGGUAAAUAAAGAAAUUAUUAUCAUAGUUGACAAAAAGAUGUUUAUCUGUGAUCCUAGUUUAACUAACUCUAAAUAGAGCAUAUGAGUUGUCAUGGUAACCAACCCUGGUAUGUGCUAAUCUCCUUAAAAAAACUCGGUCCAGGCCAUGGCUAUCUUCGAAACACAUGCUGGAUCGUCUCAAUCACCUGGAAACACUGUGCCAUAACUAGCCCGAUCGAAAGGAUGCUGACGAUAAGAGACCUUACGAUUUGACAACGCUGACGCCAAUAAAAGUGUGCUGAAAAAUAAAUUUCGCAUUCUCUCAAACUUUUUUGCGAUUGGAGUGGAUUGGUGAAACUCUUAAACUCUGUUUAAAUCAACGGGUCUGCGACGUUGAUAAAGAAUUGUUUCUAUUUUUUGUAGGUUCCAAUACAGAUGAGCAGGAUUUAUCUAAGAAAGCGGCUGUGAUUUGUCAAGAUGUAAAAGCCUCUUCUUCUGUGAAAUCUCUUCAAAAAGGUACACUUAAGUUGAAUCUUGGAAAAAUGAACAUAAUAUUUAUAAGAGUAAAUCUUUGUUUUUCAUGUAAAACGUUUACCGUAGUCUAACGAGAGCUUAUUGAGUAUUCCUUGCUGGACAAUUGGAUUAACCAGGAAUAGUCGGGGCACUGAAAAACGCUCGUCUGAAAAGAGUCGAAAUUCUUUCACAAUGUCACAGGUCAAACUACGUCAAUUGCCGACAAAAAGCACUCGGGUUUAAGCUUUACUUGAAAGGUGAAAAAUUCCUGACCACUGUUUCAGAAGAGCUUUGUCCGUUGACUAACAAACGAGCCUGUUUUUUCCAAGAUGGGUGAUCCGACGUCUCUAGUGUGAAAACGGCCAUUAUAAAUGAUGGAUAUACCUUUGUAAAUGAACGCGAUUCAUGAGACCUCCAAAUCCCUAGAUUUGCCACAAUUAGGAACCUUAGAAAUAUCUUUCCUCCAACGAUUUUGUUCGCUUUUAGCCCCAAGCAGGAUUAGUCGUCAUGGUAUGUAGCGUUAAGAAUAUGUUGGUAUGACUGUGGUGCUUAUGCUCAGCAGUAUUGCGCGCCAAGAGUGUAUGUGCGUGUGUGUGUGAAGACGAAUAUGGCAGAGAUAGCUUUACUACAUAAACACCAAUGAAAUACCAGGUGAUCUUUCGCGCCAAAACGUGAUAACUUCACAUGUGAAAAUAUCACCGUUGCUAUGGCUACGUAGUAAUUUGCGCCUUUCAUACCAAAAAACUAUUAAAGUGAAAUGGCUUGGUGUUUCAUUGGUGUUUAUAUAAUAAAUAGAACAUUACAUGGCCAGCUGGAGAUACGAAAUUUCUCUCGUGUUGAAAAAAUAUUUCACUUGUUCGCUACGCUCACUCGUGAAAUAUUUUUCAACCCUCGAAUUCCCAAUCUCCGCGCGGCCAUCAUAUCCUCUAUAUAUUUACUGUUCCGUCUACAUUUGUGUAUAAACCUCUUUAAUCAUGGCCGUUCCGGAUGGUUAACAAAUACUUUAAAGGUCGGUUAAUGAAUAAAUUUUCUUCGGAACAGUUAUUUAAACAAAAGCCUAAUUAUGUUGGUAUUUGCUGGAUUUAGUCUCAGGCGCAGCAAAGAGAUGGAAGUCUUCAAAAAAAGGCAAAAGGCCUUUAUCUUCAAGCAAUACUCCAAAACAUCCGAGACUGUUGCGAGAUGAAGGUAAAGUUUUACUUUUCCUUUAUUUAGGUAAGGGUUGGUAUUGUAUUGCGUGUAUAUGACAGAGUAUAUGUAAACUUUCCCAAUAUAGUAUAAUGGGGCCUUUGUAGCUGGUCUUGUGUUCCCCAAGCACGUCUUCAUAACCUGCGUAACUGACGAAACCAGACGGUGGUAGUGGUUUUCCUUGGCGUAGCAGCUCGUGCGCGCUGGAUUUCUCCCAGCGAGAGUAGUUGCGAAUCUAUUUUGAUCCUUCUCUUUCGCUUUCUAUAUGUCCCUUUGCCUUUCAUUUACAUAGCCAGUUUUGUUGCCCACUUAACAACUGCGUCUUUUAGUGGAGGUGGGUGUCCGGGCUGCCAGGGGCCACCACUUUGUAGACACACUGUAAUUUUCAGGGAGUUAUAAUAACUCCUCUAGUGGGGCUAAUUUAACUCCUGACAGUGGAGUUAUUUUUCGUGGAGUUAUUUUAACUCCAAAAAGGAGUUUAAAGAACUCUUUUUCAGGAGUAAAAGUGACGCCAGAUAUUGAGGAGUUAAAAUAACCCCAAAACAGGAGUUAUCCUGUACCUAAAAUUUUUACUCCACUUUCAGAGUUAAAUUAACUCCAAAAAGAGUAAAAACAACCCAUGUAAGGAGUACAAGUAACCCCAUUUCGGAGUAAUUUUAACUCCAGACUGGGAGUAAAAAGAACUCUUUUUCAGGAGUAAAAAUGACCCCAAAUUCGGAGUUAAAUUAGGAGUUAAAAUAACCCCAAAAAUGGGGUUAUCCUGUACCUAAAAUUUUUACUCCAUUUUUGGAGUUAUAAUAACUCCCUAAAAAUUACGGUGCAGAGUUACGCCCCCAUGGCUGGUAACCCCGCGCCUUCCAGCCACGUCUGGCCCACUCUCCCAAUUUCGAACGUGCUUUAUAACACUCUCAAGCUACAAUCAGGCGACUGUAGAAUUUUUAGCACAUUUUGGCCCAAAAUAUAGUCAAAUCGCGCUACAAUUCCUUGAGUGAAAACCUCACAAGAACAAAUUUUCUGUCUCUUUUUGAAUAUGGAUGAAGUCCCUAACAAUUCAACUCAACGAGAAAAGUUCACCUAAAUUUGACAAAUUGUUAGAGUAAGGAAAAAAUUGCGAUAACUUUGAAAGAACGCGAAGUUAAUUUUACUUUUUCGAGACGUCAAACUGCCGUCGACUUUUGUAUGUGGUUAUCUAAACUCCCUACUGUGGUAACAGUCUAAAACUAAAAGCGUAUAAACGGAAACAGAAGAAUCUCUCAUCGUAAUUUUUGCCAUACAUGUAAACCUGAUUUUCUUUAGGCCUCAAAAUUUUCCAUAGAUGAACAGAAAAUUUUCAUAUUUGGUUGUUUGUUGUUGCAUCAAAAGUUUAUCAGGAAACAGUGGCUCCGCUUAUUUCUACGAGGUCAAGCUAAGUCCAUUUUAAUGCCGUUUAUAGUUAACGAUGUUUAGCGAUGUUUAGAUAGUAACAGGUUACUAAAUAAAUAUUUUAAUACCUAUAUAGCGCGAAAUACAUUUGAGUAUGAUCUGAUGUACUUUACAUUAAAGCUAAACUGAAUAAACUAUACAAAAUGAACUGCGUGCAUUUUAACAUUGUUUAUAGUAAACAAUAUUUAGAUAGAAGGGUUUAGCCAAAUUAAAAAUAGCUUAGAACUCGGUUUCAGUGACGGUUAAACGCUGGCUAAUCUCCGUUCAUCCCUGAUGCUUUGACGCAAAGAAUAAUUGUGUUACUACUCUUUUUUUAGGUCCCAAUAAACAUGAGCAGCAGUUACCUAAGAAAGCCUCUGUGAUCUGUCAAGUUGAAAAACCCUCUUCUUCUGAAAAACGUCUUCAAAAAGGUAUUCUUGAAUCGUAGGUGAACAAUGUUAACAAUGUUAGCCGUAAGCAGGAUUUCUUAUUAGUGUACAGUCGACUCUCUCUUAACGGACACCUCUAUAAGACGGACACCUCUGUAAAACGGACACUUAGAGUUGGUCCCUGCCUUUCUUUACUCCCUUUAUUUGACUCUCUCUAAGACGGACACUUAGUGCCGGUCCCAAAGGUGUCCGUCUUAGAGAGAGUUGACUGUAUUUAGCUUCAGGAAUACUUUUUUGUAUAAUAAUCUUUCAUAAGUUGCGGAAAUAUCUUCGGCACAGUUAACAGGACAAAAUUUGUAGCUUCGGAUGGCAAGAACUGGACAUGGAUUGAAAAUUAAAAUAAUUGGGCCAACCCUUUUACACGUUUUAAUGCUAUGCCUUCAGAAAUUUAAAAAAAAAACUAUAUUAUGGCUAGUAUUCGUUGAUGAAAUUUGUUUGAUCUUCUUCAUAACAUCACAGGAGUAUUUCGUUUCAGCAAGAGAGGUUCUCUCUUGGUUUCAGUGAUGACUUCAGCCCAGAAUUGAGCUAAAAGAGCUACCUUAUUAGUACUUGAUUUCGCGAUUUUGGCAAGACUUAAUUUGGCGGGGUUUUAUUUUCGCGAUUUCACUAGGCAAUCAUUAUGAAAAAAGGCAUUAGAUUUUGCAAUUAAAGCGUUCUCAACCUGAUUUUACUUUUUUAAACGUCUGAACUUUUUAAAACAAUUAAUUGAGCUAAAAGAGCUACCUUAGUAGUACUUAAUUUCGCGAUUUUGGCAAGACUUAAUUUGGCAGGGUUUUAUUUUCGCGAUUUCACUAGGCAAUCAUUUAUGAAAAAAGGCAUUAGAUUUUGCAAUUAAAGCGUUCUCAACCUGAUUUUAUUUUUUUAAACGUCUGAACUUUUUAAAACAAUUAAUUGAGCUAAAAGAGCUACCUUAGUAGUACUUAAUUUCGCGAUUUUGGCAAGACUUAAUUUGGCGGGGUUUUAUUUUCGCGAUUUCACUAGGCAAUCAUUAUGAAAAAAGGCAUUAGAUUUUGCAAUUAAAGCGUUCUCAACCUGAUUUUAUUUUUUUCAACGUCUGAACUUUUUAAAAUAUCGAGGUAAAAUGAAACAAGAAAAACGCAUAUUUACGUUAUUUUACAACAGAAGACACAGUCAAGGAAUGGAACUGAGCGGUUAACCAGCUAAUAAUUUGUCGUUAUUACUUCGGUGGAGCGCGAAGUAAAGGACUUGCGACGCUCUGGAAUGUAUCAAAGUUGACCUUUUUUGGCAAGAUUGGGCGUGCAAAGUCUGUAGGUUUUCUGCUUUAUUCUGGUAUUUGACGAAGUGAAAGCCUAAUUAGUUCGAGAUGUCUCGAGAACACUUCAAUUUAUUUUAUUUAUUCUUUAACUUAUUCGAUAAAGAAAGAAUUAUUAUUUUGUCUUGCCCGGAAUUGAACCGACUCAAAAUAGUUAUGAAAUUAUGCACCAGUAUCGGGACAAGAUUGGGCGCGCAAGUUCGUGACUUUUCGGCUUGUUUCGGCUAUUUCACGAAAUGAGACCGGAAUUACUUCGAGACAUCUUGAGAUCACUUUGAGUUUAGUCUUUUAUUUACUCGAGGAAUAAAUGGAGGAUAUUACGUGGCCGCGCAGAGACACGAAAUUGCUCUUCGAGUUUUGAAAAACAUUUCACGAGUGAGCGCUCCUUUCGAACUGUCUUAUGAUGAAUUUAAAGUUACAAAAUGCUGAACGGAGACGUUUGUCUUUGUUGAGUGUUACGUAGUAAAAUUGCUGUCAUGUGUUGCGUGGCCUCUAUAGGAUUAUUUAUAAAUUAUUAAUUAGGGCAUGUUUACAUUUGAGCAUAAGUCAGCAGAGCUACUACCUGUUUAGUAUUUUCUAUAACCUUAGAAACAUGAGCUUAUUCCUUGCGGGGAUGGUAAAUAAACAAGAAGUGGUCGAAGCAUUGAACAAGACGCGUUUAAAAUUGACUUACAAGGUCAAAACCUUUUUGCACUGGUUACAGGCUAACAAUGGUAGAUGCCGAAAAAUAAUACUCCUUUCAGGUUUACGUUUUUUGUGCCAAAUAGGGUAAUGGACCACAGCAUAAGAAAAUUGCAUUUUAUCAUAGAGGCUUGGUUGUUUUGAAUAUGUUAUUUUCAGUGAAAUUUUCAGCUUGGGACUUCUAAAUGCUGGCCAUUGCUGCAGUGUAGAAGUGUUACGUAACAAUAGACCUCUUUAGAUUGUAUGUUUUGCUUUCCCAAUGCAGAUCAUGUGUUAAUACCCUAUUGAACUGUUUCUUUCAAAUUACAUCUUAUUCACGUGCGUACAUGCCUGUACCUACGCAUAAAAAGAGACAAAGCGUCAAGUUCCCCUCUGCACCUCUCUAUUGGGAAAAAGAAAACAUACAAGCUAAAGAGGGCUAUUGAUUGCCCAACAGUAAUCCUAAUUUCAGAAUCCGGAAAACUUUUGCUUGUCAAAUCUGGAAUUCAGGAAUUUUUUUUCGUGAAAUCCGUAUUCCUGGGCCUUGGGAGUUAAGGACUGGAAUCCGGAAUCCCCAGCUUGGAAUCCAGAAUCCAAGUCUUUCUUGCCCUGUAUUUUUGUUUGAUUGGUUCAAUUCAACAUAGUUUUGCAGCGUCUGGAAAUUACAAAGUUCAGGGCUCGAACACUCGACAGGCCUUUUUCUAUGGGGCGCCAAAUGUAUUUUUAUUAUUUAGAGUGGUUAUUUGUAUAUAACCAAAACAAGAGUGGUUAUUUACAAAUAACCACAUCACAGUUUUAUUAUUUCUAAAUAACCAAAAUAUAAAAUUGUUUAUUUACAAAUAACCAAAACUGAAAUUUGGUUAUUUAGCAAAUAACCAAAAAUUAAAAAGAGGUUAUUUCUAAAUAACCAAAUGCGAGAUUGGUUAUUUACCAAAUAACCAAAAUGCAAGAUUGGUUAUUUAUUAAAUAACCAAAAAUGCGAAAUUGGUUAUUUAUUAAAUAACCAAAAUGCAGGCAGAAUGGAAAAUUGGUUAUUUAUAAACAAACAUGGACAAUUAAAAAUCCAAAACUGCGCAAAAAUGGUUAUUUAAUACAGAAAUGGUUAUUUACCUAAUUUGGUCUUUGCAAGUGGCUACGUGGCCCACUUUUCCGCUCAUUUCCCGUGACGACUAGCAGACUUCUAUUUCCAACAUGGCUUCUUCCACUUCCUUCACUUUCGUUUUUUCUCUUUCAUUUACCUUCUUCCACCCUCAUUUUCCUUCAGUUACCUUCAUUUUCCUCCGUACACCUUCAUUCGCUUUCAUUAAUCUUCAUUUUCCUUCAGUUAUUUUAAUUCACCUUCAUUCUAAUUCAUUUACCUUCAUUCACACUCAUCCUUCGUCAUGAAUAUUCAUCUACCUACAUAGGCCUUCAUUUACCUUUGCCUUCUUUCACCUUCAUCUACCAUCAUCUUCCUCCAUUAGCCUUCAUUUACCUUCAUCUACUCCUAUUAGCCUUUAUCCACGGUCACCUACAUUCAUUAGCCUUCUUUUACCUUCAUACGCCUACAUCUACCACCAUUAGUCUUCAUUUAACGUCAUCUACUUCAGUUGGUUUUCAUGACAGUCCAGAGAUUAUCCAACGAAUUGUCGUGCCGUCACAUUAUUCAUUUCUGACUAACUUGUUCCUUUGUCCUUUAAUCUUCAGACAUUACACAUAUUCAAAAAUAAUUUUGCAUUUCCGUGAAACGUAUCGUAUUUUACAUUGUUUUGUUAUACAACAGGGUCUUAACGAGGUAUAUAUUUUCCCGACUGAUCUCACAUUUUGGCCAUAAAAUUUUGAUACCUGAUCCAAAAUUGUUGCAAAUCCUGAUCCUUGAUCCCGUGAAAAUCUUUUGAUCCCUGGACUGAAUUCUGUACUUGCUAAAAACUGAAUGAAAUACCAAAUAUAGUGUCUCUUUUUUCGAUUUCUUUUACAAUUUUCUUGGUCACAUCAUUUGCUGACUGGAGAAUUAAGGUUGGCUCCCGUCUGUUCUUUCGAGUUAUCAUAAUUUCUAUCAUAAUCUGUUCCACUUAAGAGCUCCAAUAAUGAUGUAUCUUCUAAUAAACCUUUCGUACGCAAGUGGGGAGGAAAGUUGUAGCGCCGAAGGCGACCCAACCUUGUGGAUCUGAGGGCAUGCUCCCCCAGAAAAUUUUUAAAUUUAGGGUCUCGGAAAUCCUAUUCCAGCGUUUUCCUCGGGACAUUUUCAGUAAAUUAAUAGGCAGGAAAAUGCUACUUUCCUGCUCCUGAGAUCUCUUUCGCUAAAGAUUGGCUUGACCAAUGAUCAAAAGUACCUAAAGAAUUCCACUAUAUCAGGAUGAUUAGAGAAUCCUGUCGCAAUAGCCUUUGCGUUACGGGCAGCCACCUUGGAUGAGCGUCAAAACUACUCAGGGACUAUUUUUCUCGCUUCCCUCCAAACCGCCCCCCGCCCCCUAAGUAGUUUUGACACUCAUCCAAGAUGGGCGCUCGUAACGCAAAGUGCUCGAUUUCGACGAUCUUACGGAAAAAUAGGGACUGUGAGGUGUGAACAGUCUGUAGUGGCAUGUAUCAGAUUUGGAUCGGUCAGCUAACUUCAAAGCAGCUCGGAGCCAUUUCUGCAUUUAACCGCGCUAUGUUUUUGGAAGAAGCCAUGUUGGAAAUAGAAGUCUGCAGGUCGUUAUGGGAACUGAGAGGGAAAAUAGGCCACGUGGCCACUUGCUAAGACCAAAUUAGGUAAAUAACCAUUUCUAUAUUAAAUAACCAUUUUUGCACAUUUUUGGAUUUUUAAUCGUCCAAAGCAAGUUUGUUUAUUUACUAAAUAACCAAUUGUCCAGUUUGUUCAUAAAUAACCAAUUUUCCAUUCUGCCCGCUACCAAUUUCGCAUUUUGGUUAUUUAAUAAAUAACCAAUUUCGCAUUUUGGUUAUUUAAUAAAUAACCAAUCUCGCAUUUUGGUUAUUUGAUAAAUAACCAAUCUCGCAUUUUGGUUAUUUAAUAAAUAACCAAUCUCGCUUCUGGUUAUUUAGAAAUAACCACUUUUUAAUUUUUGGUUAUUUUACAAAAUAACUAAAUUUCAGUUUUGGUUACUGAUUUGUAAAUAACCAAUUUUAUAUUUUGGUUAUUUAGAAAUAAUAAAACUGUAAUGUGGUUAUUUGUAAAUAACCAACAUUGUUUUGGUUAUAUACAAAUAACCACUCUAAAUAAUAAAAAUACAUUUGGCGCCCCAUAUUUUUCAAGCUUUGUUAAUAGAAUGGCCAUAUAGAGCCUAAUAUUUAGGUGGACAGUUAGUAAAAUUGCAAAUAAGGAUUGAAUAUUAGUGUAUAUAUCGUAAAGGUAGAAAAUAAUAUUGGGGAAAAGUACAAAAACAGUAUUUGAUUGGAUUUUAGGCGCGGCAAAGAAAUGCCAGUCUUCCAAGAAAGGCAAAAGGCCGUUAUCUUCAAGUAACAUUCCAGCUCCAAAAUACCCAAGGCCAUUAGAAGAUGAAGGUAAGGUUUGUUUUUGCUCAUGUUCGAAUAAGGGUUAG
Messenger RNA from Porites lobata, 17284 nucleotides. NCBI's taxonomy places the organism in Eukaryota, Metazoa, Cnidaria, Anthozoa, Scleractinia, Poritidae. The record is from the annotation of a GenBank genome assembly.